Molecule: messenger RNA, 7220 nt
Organism: Acipenser ruthenus (sterlet)
Lineage: Eukaryota; Metazoa; Chordata; Actinopteri; Acipenseriformes; Acipenseridae
Product: ataxin-7-like
Exons: 12
Coding region: 822-3380 (852 amino acids)
Source: RefSeq, a predicted model, not a curated record
AUAGAAACAUGUCAUUUAAAAAAAUACGUUUGCAGUAAAAAAAACAAAUACAAUACAGUAAUCUGCAACUUGAUAAUAUAAAGUAAAAACAUAUUGUAGAUUUUCAAAAUGUAUUUAUCGAAUAGUAAAGGGAAAAAUACCAAUGGUUUACUUGUCAUUCUGUGCAUAGUCUUGAAAGACCACACCAAUGAAUUAAGCAACAUAGAUGGAUAGUGGCAACUUAGUUGAACAGUAAGUAUUUACUACAGUCGCAGUGGCACCCUACACUGAUGUAACAUAAAUCAAGAAAACAUGUCAAAUAAAAGCAUUUAGUGAACAUUAGCCACCAAUUAAUAUGAUAGACCAAACUACACAUUUUCUGGUAGUUUUAACAAACAAUCUUUAUCAAAAUAAAAAUAAAUCACUAAAGCAAUUUCAAACAUUUGUUUAUGGUAAAAGUAUUAACACCUUUAUAUUAAAAGUUUGUAAAAAUGUAAUAGAACUAGUUAAAAACAUAUAUUCAUUGAUGAAAACCAUUACAUGGUAAUUAAACUACAUUAUAAAGUCAAUAGUCACAAAAAGAGGUAAUUAUUUCCAACAUCGGUUGAAGAAGAACGUUUUGGCAACACAACAGAUGAUGGUCAUGAAAAAGGAGUUGGAUUCACAAUUUAGAAAAAAACACUUGUAGCAAAGGAAAUGGCUACAGAACAGUUUCAAACAAAUCUGGAAUACCACAAUCCACAAUCAGAGCAAUAAUCAAGAAGUACCACAGAAAAAAUUCAACUGAAACUCUUGAAAGAAGUGGACAUCCAAAGAAAAUUACUGGUACACCAGCGGAAAGAAUGUCGGAAAGGGCCGAUCAUGACGUCAGGGCAGAGCAGCGCAAAGCGGCCAGGCAGCCCAAGCAGCAACAGCAGCUCCAGCAGGGAGAAGGCUCCACAGUAAUGGCGACUGUAGGGGAGCGCAGAUCACUGCCCAGUCCAGAAAUCAUGUUGGGACAGCCCUGGAGCAAUUGGGUUGAUGUUGCCAAACUCCACGGGAAUGGCGGUGCAGAAACGGAAGAAAGUUUGAAAGAGUGCGGGAAAAAUCGAGAAGCGAUGAGGCUUUGUAGAGAAGACAUGCCUUUAUUCGGUCACUGCCCGGCACAAGAUGAUUUUUACUUGGUGAUGUGUAACCAUUGUAAUCAAGUUGUCAAACCACAGGCGUUUCAAGCACACUAUGAAAGAAGACACGGCUCAUCCAGCAAACCCCCACUUACCCCAACUCCAUCUUCUGCGUAUUUUCUGCCCUCAACGCUGCCAUCAAAAAACAAAGGCAGCAGUGGCAGCAGCAGCAGCAGCAGUAGUCGCUCGUCAAGUGGAAACAGUGCAUCGUCUAACUCCAAAAUCUUAAAGUCGCCCAAAGAAAAGCUGCACAGCAUCAGUGGGAGUAACAGGCCAAUGCAUCUACCACACAGCAAGGUGCCACAUGACAAAAUUAUGCCACCGUUUGUUAAAGUGGAAAAGAUGCAUCCUAACCCAAAGGUAGAUGAUACAUCAUUAAAAACAGUUGCCGGCCCCACAUCUUCUACCACUGUGAGUUCCUCAAUAAAGCCAGGGCUUAACUGUCCCUCAAUACCAAAGCCACCCCUGCUGUCUCCUGGACAGAUUCCUAAUGGGAAAGGUCUUCUCUCAACUCCAGACAAGAAACAAGAUGAUAAUUAUGCCAUUAAUAAGAAGCAGUUGCACAAAAGACUGUCAGAGCGUGAAUUUAAUGCUGAUAUCCACUGUGGGGUUGUGGAUAUGGAAACCAGGAAGCCCUGCACAAGAUCUUUAACAUGCAAGACACAUUCCUUAAGCCACCGGAGAGCUGUACUGGGUCGAAGAAAACGUUUUGACAUUUUAUUAGCUGAGCACAAGAGUAAAACCAGGGAUAAAGAACUGCAUCGGAAUGCCGAGUACCCUCAGCAAACCCUCAGGGAACCACAUCCCUCCCCGUCAAGAACUACCCAGGAAAUACACCAAAACUCUCAUGGAAAUAACACUUCAGAGUCAAAGCCUUUAAUACCCAGCAAACCCAAACCUUACAAUCCUAGUCUUCCAAGGCCUACAAGCUACUCCACUCCACACAGUGGGAAUGUCUCCAGUGACUCUCCGUUGGUUCACGAAUCUCCCCACCACUCUGCAGCACCAGCUGAGGCAGCGUCCCGGUUAUCCAGUGAUGAGGGGGAGAACGAUGAGAAGGAAGAGGCCACAGAAAGACUGGACUACCACUAUUCAGGUUACCAUCCUCAGCCAGCAGCUUUUUGCACCUUUGGAAGCCGACAAGUGGGAAGAGGCUGCUAUAUGUUUGACAGGCGGUGGGAUCACAUUCGAUGUGCACUUAACUCAAUGGUGGAUAAGCAUGUUAACUCUCAGAUGUGGAAAAAAAUUCCUCCAGCAUCUGAGAACACAGGUUCUACACCAGCUCCACACAGGACAAGCACAAACUCAUUGCCUACAUCACACUACAGUGUGAACUCCACAGGAUUCUUGUGCCCCACCUCAGCGACAGCCCCACAAAUUCUUGGUUCACCAUCCUACACACAAUCUCUGGACAACAAAUCAAUUCCAUCUUAUGGGACUACUUUAAAUGCCCACACUUCUUCUAUGGGUUCUAUAGACCAGGCUGCAUAUAAUAUGCAGUCAAGGCAAGUGUCUUCUUCGCCCCAAAUGCCUUCAGGACAUUCAGCUGUACCUUCCCUGAUAUCUAAGCCUCAGAAAUCCAAACCCAGCAGCAAGUAUUUCAGAUCCAAGGAACCUUCUGCAACAAUUACUAACUGUAACAAUAACACCAACAACAACAGCAGCAGCAGCAGUAACAGCUCGGGAAAGAGGAGGAAAAACAGUUCCCCGCUUCUGGCUCAUUCAUCUUCUCAUUCAGCCGAGUCAUUGUCGUCCUUUAAGAGAAACUGUGCAAUGAACUCUGCCAGCGCGGGGAGCUUAUAUCCCUCGCCAGUCACCUCUUCAUCUCACAUCGGUCUCAACUGCACCACCAACCGAGCAAACUCUCUCAGCCUCAAACACGACCAAUCAGGGAGGGGCCCUCCGUCAGGGAGCCCCGCGGAAUCAAUAAAGCGCAUGAGCGUGGUGAUGAACAGCAGCGACUCCACCCUUUCACUCGGACCUUUUGUUCACCAGUCCAUCGAGCAGACCAUGAACUCGCAUGGUGGCUACUCUCACUCGCACGCUCCCAUGGAAAGACUGGAAGGGAAGAAGCGGAAAGGUGCUCCCGCUUCCAGCGGUGUUAACAGCAGCAGACCCAACAAGGUGGCCAAAUCGCCUGCUGUGAACAAUGUUCACACGAAACAUGCCCGCACAAUACCAGGGACGCAAGGACUUCCGAACAAUUCACUUUUACAACAGCCGAAGGCACGUCCCUGACGACUGCUGCUGUUGUACUUGCAAAAAAGAACUGGACAUCCUCCAGCAGAAAUAGAUCUGUCUGGUACUCUGAACUGCAAGAGGCCUUUAUCUCAUCUUCCCAUGUUCCUCAGGGGUGGAGAUCGACUGGACAGAUAGUUAUAUCAAGGAAUUCCCUGAAGCCAUGUUUGUAACAAUGCCACAAUCAAGACAACACUGGAUGAAAAUCUGUCAUGCUGUGGCUCUAAUCAGUGUUAUUGGUGGAAAGGACUGCUGACUGCCCAUUUGUGAGGUUUUCCUUCAAAGGAGAGUGUAUUAAAUAACCUUACUCUAAAUGUAAGGUACAGAUAAGGGCUUGGGGUGGGGGGGGGAAGAACUGUGGGUUAUACCUACAAGAAAUGCCCUGGACUAGGAGUUACAUGUGGGGGUGACUUACGUGUUACUAUUCAAAGCUCUUUGAAUUCUACCAAUCUGCUCCUUGUAGUUUGGAUGCCUUUUAUGUCGUCCUUUUAAGCACACAAUGUGUGUUCAGUAGGUCAAACCCUGCAAAACCAAUGGGAUUAAAACAAAAAACCUAGCCCGUAAGUAAGUAGUUGGGGAUAAGAAAUUGCCAGGAGUUCAACUAUUUUAUAUCGCAUUUAUACAGACGGCUAACAAUGAAUUACAGGAUCUUUUAAAGGUUUUGUUUAAAAAAAAAAAAAAAAAAAAAAAAUGGGAACAUUUAUUUUUCUAAAAAAUACUGCAGCUGGUGAGUUAAUUUUUAAAGCUGAAACUGCCAAAAAUUAACAGUACAUCAUUAGGGUUAGAUUGUGUUUAAAUUUUUUUUUUUUUCAUUUUGAAGUCCACAAAUUUAAAUCAUGGAACUUUAAAUAUUUAAUGAAGAAGUUGCUGUUUGUUAAUCUGAAAAUUUGAUCACAGUAGGUUUAAGGUAGAACAUUUCAGGCGCCAGACCAUUAUUAUGGCAGUAUAUACUGCAUAUUGAUGAAUAAAAUACUAGUUAAUAACACUCUUCAUUCCAGUGAGGGUAAAACAAAUAUAACAUUAUGAAAAAGACCCAGACCUAAUAGCUCAUGAAUUUUAUUUUUAUUGUUCAUCAAUUGAUAAAAAAAUUAUAUAUAAUAUAUAAACUCUAGAACCAACCACACAAAUAACACAUUUAUAACAUUGAAUGGGUUGUCAGUGUGAUGAAUCUGCACACAUCUAGUCCUUAAUUCUGGCAUGUGAUUGGUUAAAUCUCAUCACAUGACCAAACUCAAAUUGCGUCAUCACGCUGAAUGUCUUUCCUCUCUUCACACACAAAGCAAAAUGGCGGACAACAGAAAAUUAAUUCCAAAACAAAGAUGCUGCAAACACUAAAAUCGUCAUAAAAACGUCACUUUCAGUGUUUUCAGACUUCCUAAAAUUCAAAGAAAUCCAACUCAACGGUGUAAAUAAAUACGACGUUCACAAACUCAACAGACUCCCGAGAAUUGUAAACUGCAGUGAGAAAGUCAGACGGACAGUUCUAUGCCAAAAAAACUUCAAUAACUAUGCGCUAUGGACUUAAAAAACAUUACUUUCUUGACUGAUUCAUAAAACAAAUGUGGACUGCAGACCUGGACUCAUAGUGGGAAACUAUAGGCCCCUUGGGAAGAACUGCAGUUACCUCCAGGGGACAAUUGCAGCACUGUUGGUAACUGUAGUUCUUCCCUCAGGGGCCAUAGUUUCCCACUAUACGCUGCCUCUCCAGUCACAUACAUACAUACAUACAUACAUGCAUGGCAGAGAAUUCUUUAAAGGGUAUCCAAAUAAAUUAUUUGAAUCCUUUAAUGAUUUGCACUUUCUUAAUCUGCCUUUUCCCCUUUUAUUAUCCUUUAUUAUUAGAAAGAACUUCCUAUACUGUGAGUCCAAGUAUGUACCUGUACGUACCAAACAGAAUGUGCCACUGGUUGUGCACAGCAAGUGCACUACUUAUGCAAUAGUGCUUCCCACAAGACCAGAACCUAUAAACAGUAUGUCUUGUUAAUAGGCUACACUCCAAAAUCUGAAUACCCUGCACAUCAAUUGCCUCAAAGCAAAAAUCCAGAGUGAUUUCCUUUAUUAGCUUAGUAAUAUUAACUUGGAUUCAAACAGGAUUGUUUUAAUAUUAAAACAGUAAGGGUUUGGAGUAGUGCACCUUCACACCUAAUAACUGUGACAGGUUUUCAUAGUCAACAAAGGCUUUUUAUAUACAAUUAUGUUCAAUUGGAAACUGGAGUAAUUGAGGUAAUUAUACAAGGUGGCUAUUGAUUGUAACUCCUGCAGUUUUCUUAACCCUAAAUGUCACUAAAUGAACGAAGCUAUAAAGCAGAGUCAGUUUAGUAGUUUUCUUUUUGGCUUUUCUUGUAUGGAUUAUGAAAAAUAUUGAAGUAUCCCAUUUUCAGAAUACAUAUUUUGUUAAAGAUUGUACAUAUUUAAAUAUGUAUUUUUGCACAGGCAUUCUUUCUUAUAACCAAUUUUGGUACAAUUGAGAUCAUCUGAUAUUUAUUUAUUUAGUAAAUAAUAAAAAAACAAGAUCAAGGGGUUUUAUUAUAUUAUGAGGUUCACUGCCAAGCCAAUAAUGCAAUAUGCCUACAACAUAAAUAGAUGGACAUCUUUUAAUGUGAUGGUCCUUUUGAAAGGUCAAGUGUUGUCAUUUAGAAGUACAAGAUUUGAAAACGGCAACUAUACAAAAUACCUGUAUCUUUAAUGAAGAAUAUUAAUAUAAUACUGGAAGAUCUUGCAAUUUCUUGUUUUUGCCUCCUAGUUGGAAAAGACUGAAUACAUAUGACCAGGAAUAUAAUUCUCCUGUCAAUUGACAGAUGGCUUAUAUAAAAGUUUCUGUUCAUAUGCUGUCAGUGAUUAUUUUUGUCCAACCAUUUUAUGCGAAAGAGCAGUUAUUUAGUAUAUUUAUUCUUUAAAGUUUGUUUGACAUAGGUGGGGGAAAAAAAGAAAGACAAUUGGCAGCACUUUUCCUUCAUAAGGUCUGGGAGUAGGGUGAUUUAUUUAUUUUUUUUAAAUAAAAAGGAAAACAAACAAAAAAAAAACACUUUAAAACACAAUGCAGCCGCUUGCAUCAUUGUUGCCAAACUCCUUAAUUUGAAACACUGCUUUUUACAGAAAACUUUUGUUUGCAGCUUUUAGAAAAUAAUGGAAAAAAUGAAAGUGCCUGACAAUGGUUUCACACUAUGACUGUUUUAAGGACAGCUAUUUUUUACAAGACUUGAAUGUUUCAAAGUGUUUAGGAGCUUGCUUUUUCCACCUGACUAUAGGUCCUAAUUACUGGUAUGUUUGUUGUAAUUUAUUUUCCUAUUUGAUAAACUUCUUGAGUUCUGAUUGCUUAUCUAACUUUUUAGAUUGAGUGUUUCCCUUCACCAAUUUUUAUACUAUUGAAGGCUAAAACCAGUUUCUCCCUAGACUGAUUUUUGUUGGAAUAUGAAAUGCCUCUCCUGGUCUUCAAAUAACAUUUGUUAAGCAUAAAAGACAUCUAAAUGAUAUCUUGGUUUACCCUUAAUUUUAGGUGCUCUUUAACAAGUCUGCCAAUGUUUCCAGACAACAUUACUAUAUUACUAAGAUCUGGUUUAAAUAAGCACUACAAAUUUAAUGUGAAUAAAAGCCAGAAAGCAGCUUGCUUGCUUUUUGAGAAUGGUUCUAAAAGCAAACUCCUGUAUAUAGUGUGAAUAGUUGAUUUUUGUAUACAUAAUCAAAUGCAUUUGAUCAGCUGGACUUUUGUGUUGGCUGCUAUACAAUUCAUGAACAAAUGUCAUAGGAUAGAUAUUUACUUUAAAUAUUUAAAAAAAAUAAAUUGUAUAGUCUAUUUGUUUUGUAACAGGUUUCUGUAAAUAAAAAUAAUUUAUACUGUUA